CGGCCCCAUUUUCUACUCACACUCACAAACAUCAACUUUGCGUGAAUCAAAAUCCAUAUCAACAGUUAAUCCAUAUGAACAAGAAAUCAUUUUUUCUACUUUUAAUUCAAUUUUUCGAUUUCUUUUUUCCUUAGAAUAAAAAAAAAAUGCAAAAUAUUAUCCGAAAUCAUUUUUGUCCAUAUUCCGCAAUUUUGCUUGUUUUAAAUUAAUAUAUUUUCUUGAAAAACGUGGUGCUAUUCCCUGCUAAAACCUCCACACAAAUCAGCAGAGCUGCCAUUUUUUUUUAGUUCUCUUUUUCACCUACAAUGGUAAUGACAAGAUUAAGAGGAGUUCGGAUUGUAUUAAUGGUGCCUUGAAUUCGAUCGACGGAAAACCAAACCCUAGCACACAAUUUUUUUUUUUUUUCUGAUCACAAACCGCUUCAAUUUUCAAUUCAGUCGAAGAAAAAAAAAAUGAAAACCCUGACCCGGUUCUUCUCCCGGACCCGAAUUGCCAACCCGAAUCCGGAACCGAGUUUGCACCGGACCGGAGAGACGAGUGGUGUAGGACGAGAAACGGCGGCCGCCGAAACAGUUGCCGUGAUAGGUGAAAUGCCGCCGCCGCCUCUGGCGGCGGCGGCGGCCGAGGAAGAGAGGAGAAGGGCGUUGAUGGAAAAACCGCCGACUGAUGACGUAUGCCCUAUUUGCUUUGGGGAUUUUGAUGUUCCGUGCAGGGGGCCUUGUGGCCACUGGUACUGCGGGAAUUGUAUCUUGCAGUACUGGAACUUUUGUUAUUCGUUUCGGCCGUGCAAGUGUCCUAUGUGCUCGCAGCGCAUAACGAAGUUGACGGCCGAGGCGUCAUUGUAUCAGAAACGGGAAGUCGAGAUUCGUAAAAUUUUGCAGAAUGUUGAUGAAUAUAACCGCUUACAUUUGGGAGGCAUUUCUGGAUUGACGACGAAACUUCUUUUUGCUGUAACAUUGUGCAUGAAGAGAAGGUUCCGUCGGAUGUUGGAUGACGACGAACCUGCUGUUAUUCUCAGUGACAUGCGCUUAAUUGCAAUGUUCUUUGGAUUGCUGUACUCGUUCAUCCCCUUUGACUUCCUCAGAAUAGGUGGACUAAACGUCAAUUAUGUGUUGGAGGGUACUGCAUGUGCACUCACACUCACGGUGUUUCUUGUUCGCCUUUAUCUUCGUCGAAGGCGCCUCCGAAAUCUUAGAGAACUGGCUGACUUGCAGGCCGAGCGCAAUUGAAAAAGUUUCUGCACUUCAAUAGAAAAAAAAAUGGAUAGAUUUUUUGGCUUAUGCGGAGUUUUUUGUUUUGUUUUUUUUUUUUUUUUACGUCGCAUUAGUACAAAUGAAUGUCGAAAAAUCUGUGUUUUCGAAUUUGUAGAAAGAGAAUCUCCGGUAACAGUUACAAAUGUUGCUUCUUUUUGUUUCGGAAAUUAGCAAAUGUAUGCCCAUGUAUAUAUAUAUGUUGGAGCACUGUGGAUUUUUGUGUAGAAGUUUUGUUGUAUUAGUUUUGUUCUUU
Messenger RNA from Erythranthe guttata (spotted monkey flower), 1506 nucleotides. RefSeq lists its product as uncharacterized. The record is from RefSeq and is a predicted model, not a curated record. Lineage: Eukaryota; Viridiplantae; Streptophyta; Magnoliopsida; Lamiales; Phrymaceae. Gene Ontology annotation, molecular function: metal ion binding; ubiquitin protein ligase activity.